UGAAGAAUCGGCAAAGGACCAUUGCUUGGAAGCCUGGCAAACCUUUCAUGUCGGAGAACCUCUUUUUCCGGACCAUCAAUAUAGGUCGUCUGUUGCCUACGAGUCUCAUGGAUUCUAGGGUCCAGAUGUACGUGAUGAAGGGGCUGUGGGCUUAUAUGGAGUGGUAUGGGAAUACGGUGAGUUGCACUAAUAUCAGUUAUAUCACAAUCCUUGGGCUGAUGCACCAUAUGCUGGUUUUCCAGAAUAUGCACGAUUUUUCGGGUGGCGACAUUCCAAUUAUAUGCAGACUGAUAUAAGGAACUCGAGGAUCCUAUGAUGGAUUACUGGGUAGAGCUGAAUGCUGAUAAAUGGACGAAGAAAGAACGCGAGAUGAAAUUCUGUCAAGUCGCCGCCACAGUACUCGGUCGUAACUCUUGCUUCUACCAAGUCAACCUCUGCACCCGUGCCCUCCUUCUCGACAAAGAGGUCGGCUAUGUCUGGCCAUUCACCAUCAUCUUAGAGACUAGGAAGGGCAGCAAGGCUCGUGCGCUCUUUAUUCGCUCCUCCCACUACCCCCACUACCCACCAUCCUCCAUCCUCAACACCCUGCCAAAAAAUGUGGAAGCGCCACUUGCAUUGACUCCAAGUGCAUCGGAAUGUGGUGUAUCGAGGACUGCCGGGGCCUCCAUUAUCCAAGCUUCAUGGCCCAAGAGCUCCAGCACUAUGAAGACGGAGUUGUGUGUAAUCUUUGGGGAUGUGAAGUGGUACAGAGGAGUCUGA
Messenger RNA from Desarmillaria tabescens, 759 nucleotides. RefSeq lists its product as uncharacterized. NCBI's taxonomy places the organism in Eukaryota, Fungi, Basidiomycota, Agaricomycetes, Agaricales, Physalacriaceae. The coding region runs from base 313 to 759 and encodes 148 amino acids. The transcript is spliced from 4 exons. The record is from RefSeq and is a predicted model, not a curated record.